Molecule: messenger RNA, 2416 nt
Organism: Magallana angulata
Lineage: Eukaryota; Metazoa; Mollusca; Bivalvia; Ostreida; Ostreidae
Product: cadherin EGF LAG seven-pass G-type receptor 2-like
Exons: 13
Coding region: 1-2295 (764 amino acids)
Biological process (GO): homophilic cell-cell adhesion
Cellular component (GO): membrane
Molecular function (GO): calcium ion binding
Source: RefSeq, a predicted model, not a curated record
AUGUAUCGCAAGACUAACUGGGGUUGGGGUAGUGGCGACGAGAACGUAAUAUAUUCGGACUCGGCCACCACCAGCCCCAUGGCUACCGACUCCUCCUUUAUAGCUUACACUGACAACAACAUAGAGUUCAGCAUCGAGGCCAGACUAUCACCGGGUAACGUACCUACAUUCGGUGCAUCACCCACGAGCAGGUCCGUGACAGACGACACCGCCGUGGGGACCCUGAUUGCCACGGUAACCGCUACAGACGCCGACACCCUGGAUACACUAACCACCCAAUGGACGGCAACCAACCCCGCCGGUAGUUCAGCAGUGUUCAACUACGAUACUGUCACAGGUGCUCUUACAACAACAAACCAACUCCCUGUCGGAACAACACAACUGACCUUCACCUCUACAGACAACUGUGGAAACACAGAUACACAUGUGUACUCAUUGACUGUUACAAAUUAUCCUCCCGUUUUUCAAAACCUUCCCGAUACAACGUCUAUCAGUGAAGACAUUGCUGUAGAGACUCAGUUAAAAGUCCUGACGGUUACUGACGCCUCAUUGGCUGACACAGUCACGUGUUCUAUCAACAACAUUGACCCAACGACCACUGAUCUAUAUCUACGAUAUGCUUCCGGAACAGCAGAUUAUGCAGUUUAUUUGAGAGCUGACAACGAUCUAGACUACGACACACAGCGCCAGUAUGUUAUUACAAUCGACUGCACAGACACCAAAGUAACUGUCCAUGAAACAUACACAGUGUACAUUCUAAGGAAUCAGCAGCCGACAAUAACUAAUCUACCCGCCGGUUCCAACUCCAUAGAAAUUGCUGGAUCCACCACACCGAUCGGAACCAAAAUAUUCACCGUGACCUCGACUGACCCGGAGAAUGACCAGCUUCAUUACAAUAUGACCUGUAUCCCAGCAUGUCCUUUUAAGAUAUACGACUCUGGAGCCAUACUGGUAGACAGCAGUUUGUCUGGUCUGACGUCAACAGCGUAUGACCUGUUUGUCUACGUGUAUGACGGUAGCACGCUGGUCGGGCCCAGGAGUUUGACGGUCAAAAUAUCAGAUAUCAACACGGCUCUAAACAUCACAAACCUACCCUCGGGGAUAGUCGUGCCAGAAAACAGUGCCCCCUCCACCACAUUGUACACCCUUGAGAAGACGGACGUCAACAGUCUGGACACGCACACGUGGACCUACUCCAUCAGCUCGGGGGGCUCUGUCUACUUCGCCGUGGAUAGCUCCGGUAACGUUAAAACAACUUCCACUCCAAUCGACUAUGAGAUCAUCACCCCUAAAAUAUUCUACGUGACGGCAUAUGUAUCUGACGGACAGGCGUCGGCAAGCGGGACGCUCACUAUCGACGUGUCUAAUGUAAACGAGCCGCCAUCUUUCUCAAAGACGACAUACUCCGUCACCGGAAACGAGGGAGUAGCUGGUGUCACUAUCGGGACGCCGGCGUUUGCCGUCACAGACCCGGAAAGAGACACGACAACGUAUUCACUUGACUGCGCAGAGUUCACACUUAACCCAAUUUCCGGGGUUUUGACGUUCACUAGCGACUACGACGUUGACGCUGGCCUCGCUACCACUGUAUCCUGUGGUGUGACGGUGUCCGACGGAAGUCUGACCGACACGGCUACUCUCGUGGUCAACAUAAACAACAUCAACGAUAAAACCCCAACCUUCUUCAGAAGCACCUACUCGUUUUACGUCACUCACGACUCCACUGUUGGUACAGUCAUAGCUGAUAUUCCGGCGACAGAUGGGGAUAUAGGCACUUUUGGUGAGAUUACGUAUUCCAUCGACCAAACUUCAACCGGGGGAACAUUCUUCAGAAUGAACUCUGAUGGUGGGCUGUACGUGGCGUCAGAUUUAUCCACUUUCAGUGCGGGGGCAUCAAAAGACAUCAUUAUUACCGCCACUGAUGGCGGCGACCUGACAACCACCACCACGGUUACCAUAGUGAUCCCAGGUGUUCCCACUACCACUGUUUCUACAACCACAGACAGAUACAUGACUUUUUUUGAGGACACUCGGAAUGUGGCGUGGUUUGUUGUAUGUAUGUCUGUCCUGUUGGGCCUUUUUAUACUGAUCUCAUUUAUCAUCGUCCGCUAUGGUGACUUCUCCUGGAUGAAAAGACUGUGUGAUGAAUUAGCCAGGCAAUGCAGAGGAAAACGCCGCUCAAAAAUCAGAAGAGAACCAAUAAAAAUGUCCUACGUAGAACCAGCUCGUGUGCGUACCCCGGCUACAAAGAUUACUUGGGAGGCAUGGAGAACGAGCGAUAAUCGCUUUUAUUGACACACACGUCAGACAUUGAAAUUAAUAUUUAAUCAAAAUUGACACUGAGUUAAAUUUUGUUAAUAUUUAUUUUUUGGUUAUAAAGAAACUUUUUUUUACAAACAAUAAAUGUUUGAUUUUG